GGCAAACCUCACACUUCCUCGGCAGAUUUGUUGCCGCAGGAGUCCUCACCUAACAAGAGGCGCAGUUUGUUUUGUGAAACAUAUAUAAAUAUUUUUGGGAGGUUUUGCAAUCAUGCGUGUGGUGUUGUUGUGGGCGGCGGUGUUGGGCCUGAGUUACGCCGCUAAGCUCGACCAUCUUACUACAAAGGACGAAGACUGUGACUGUAACGAUCCAACCUUGGGCAGCAAGGGACCAGUUGGCAGCUAUUUCGUGGCGCCUCUGCCUUCAGGAGGAACGCAUAUCUCCUUCGCCGGGUUCGGCUCACCGUCUAAAACAAAGCCAGGAGGCGGAGUUCAAGGGGCUUCCUUCCAGACGCACAUUAGUGGUGGUUCCUCUCCUGGGGGUGGUCAUGGUACCGGGUCGGCUGCUGGUGGGGAUCGCAGCGGUGGUGCCUCAUCUGUGAGCGGGACUGUCACAGCCUUCGCCGGCUCACCAUCUGGAAGACAGCCAGGUAGCGGGCUUCAGGGUUCCUCCUUCCAGUCCUCUUUUACUCACAGCAGCAAGACCCCAUUGGUGGGUGGCCCUGGAACUGGUCAUGGGGCCGGGUCAUCUACGAGUGGAGCAUCCGCCGGUACCUCAUCUGUCGAUGGAUCCUUUUCAUCCUUCGCUGGGGUCAGCUCACCAUCUGGAAGACAGCCAGGUAGCGGGCUUCAGGGUUCCUCCUUCCAGUCCUCUUUUACUCACAGCAGCAAGACACCAUUGGUGGGUGGCCCUGGAACUGGUCAUGGGGCCGGGUCAUCCACGAGUGGAGCAUCCGCCGGUACCUCAUCUGUCGAUGGAUCCUUUUCAUCCUUCGCUGGAUCCGGUUCUGCAAGCAGGGGCCAAACUUCCAGUGGCGCCUUCCAUUCUGGUUCCUACACGUCAUCACAGGGCGGCGGUACCGGUCCUGGAAGUAGUUCAUUAGGCGCUCAUAGUCCGACAUCAGCAUCUGGUUCAGGAAGUGCGUACUCAUCUACCGGAACAGGAGGAUCUGGGACUGGAAGGAAGCCAUCCUUUGGAGGAACCAGUGGAUCUGGAACGGGGAGACCUUCCUUUGGACGUCCUUAUACUACUGGAGCAUCUGGAAGUGGAACUUCACCAGGUACACAUGGGUUUUCAUCUACUGCCGGAUCUGGAACUUCUGUGAGUGCAUCUGCUUCGAAACCUGGUAGUCAAACACCUGGAAGUGGAGCUUCAUUUAGUACACACAGCUCUACAGCUAGCAGUCAAAGACCUGGAAGUGGAGCUUCACUGAGUGCACCUGGUUCUAGACCUGGUAGUCAAAGACCUGGAAGUGGAACUUCACUGAGUGCACCUGGUUCCGGAUCUGGUAGUCAAAGACCUGGAAGUGGAACUUCACUGAGUGCACCUGGUUCCGGACCUGGUAGUCAAAGACCUGGAAGUGGAGCUUCAUUUAGUACACACAGCUCUACAGCUAGCAGUCAAAGACCUGGAAGUGGAGCUUCACUGAGUGCACCUGGUUCUAGACCUGGUAGUCAAAGACCUGGAAGUGGAGCUUCACUGAGUGCACCUGGUUCUAGACCUGGUAGUCAAAGACCUGGAAGUGGAGCUUCACUGAGUGCACCUGGUUCUAGACCUGGUAGUCAAAGACCUGGAAGUGGAGCUUCUUCAUUUAGUUCACUUCCUAGUUCUAGACCUGGUAGUCAAAGACCUGGAAGCGGAACUUCACUGAGUGCACCUGGUUCCGGACCUGGAAGCGGAACUUCAUUUAGUUCACCUGGUUCUAGACCUGGUAGUCAAAGACCUGGAAGUGGAACUUCACUGAGUGCACCUGGUUCCGGACCUGGAAGCGGAACUUCAUUUAGUUCACCUGGUUCUAGACCUGGUAGUCAAAGACCUGGAAGUGGAGCUUCCUUCGGUUCGCAUGGAUCCAUUUCUGGCACUGGAAGACCUGGAAGUGGAACUUCUUUUAGUGCUCCUGGUUCUAGACCUGGUAGUCAAAGACCUGGAAGCGGAACUUCAUUUAGUUCACCUAGUUCUAGACCAGGUAGUCAAAGACCUGGAAGCGGAACUUCACUGAGUGGACCUGGUUCCGGACCUGGAAGCGGAACUUCAUUUAGUUCACCUAGUUCUAGACCUGGUAGUCAAAGACCUGGAAGUGGAGCUUCAUUUAGUUCACCUAGUUCUAGACCUGGUAGUCAAGGACCUGGAAGCGGAACUUCUUUUAGUGCUCCUGGUUCUAAACCUGGUAGUCAAAGACCUGGAAGCGGAACUUCAUUUAGUUCACAUGGUACUACAUCUGGAAGUGGGUCCACAAGACCUGGAAGUGGAUUUUCUUCAGCUAGUUAUGGAUCUUCAUCUCGCACAUCUGGAUCUGGAGGAGGGUCCUCUUCCACAUCUCAUACAGGUUCCGGACCUGGAAGUAAAUUUUCACCAGGAGCAGCUUCAGAUAGCAAAGUCUCAGGAAGCAAGUUUUCGACAGUAAAUCUCGAAACACCUACUGGAACCGGGUCGCAACAAGGUUCUCACGGAACCAGUUUCACAACAGGGACCCACACAAGUGCCCACAAACCAGGGUUUGGUGCUGACAGAACUGGAUUCGGACCGCCUUUCUCUGGAACAACAAGUUUCGGAGGCUCUAGUAGCAGAUUUUCUUCGCUUACUAAGGGAUCACUAACUACUUCUGGAAGCCCAGGCUCCAAAUUCGGUGCAGGAUCUGGUUCUGGAGCUGGUUCUGGUGCUGGUUCAGGUACUGGCUUCGGAGCUCAUGGAUCUACUGCUGGUGCUGGCGCUGGUGCUGGUUCUGGUGCUAGUUCAUUUGCUGCCUUUAGAGCUCAUGGCAAACCUAGUGGAUCUACUACUGGUGCUGGUGCUGGAUCAGGUGCUGGCUUUGGAGCUCAUGGCAGACCUAGUGGAUCUACUACUGGUGCUGGUGCUGGUUCAGGUGCUGGCUUUGGAGCUCAUGGCAGACCUAGUGGAUCUACUACUGGUGCUGGUGCUGGUUCAGGUGCUGGCUUUGGAGCUCAUGGCAGACCUAGUGGAUCUACUACUGGUGCUGGUGCUGGUUCAGGUGCUGGCUUCGGAGCUCAUGCAUUUACUACUGGUGCUGGUUCGGGUGCUGGCUUCGGAGCUCAUGGCAAACCUCGUGGAUCUACUGCAGGUGCUGGCGCUGGUUCAGGUGCUGGCUUCGGAGCUCAUGCAUUUACUACUGGUGCUGGUUCGGGUGCUGGCUUCGGAGCUCAUGGCAAACCUCGUGGAUCUACUGCAGGUGCUGGCGCUGGUUCAGGUGCUGGCUUCGGAGCUCAUGCAUUUACUCCUGGUGCUGGUUCAGGUGCUGGCUUUGGAGCUCAUGGCAAACCUCGUGGAUCUACUGCAGGUGCUGGCGCUGGUUCAGGUGCUGGCUUCGGAGCUCAUGGAUUUACUACUGGUGCUGGUGCAUCUACACAUGUUACCAGCGCGAUCAGUGCUAGUGGUCCAGGAAGCCACAGUGGUUCUGGAGGGUUGGCGAGCCCCGGGUCUUCAGGAUUCAGUUCGCAGUCCUAUUCCUCUUCAUUUGCGUCUUCCGGCUCCUUCGCCUCUAGAGGCCCAGUACACGCCGGCUUUUGCCCCAACCUGACAAAGAAGUGCUCGGGCAAGAAACCUCCCACGUGCUACAACGACGACUCCUGCCCCCAGGACCAGAAAUGUUGUUUCGACACCUGCCUCUGGAAUGGGGAAACCUCACACUUCGUCUGCAAACCGGCCCUCAAAAAGAGUCCAGGAUGGUAAUAAUAUUCAUAAUGGUAGAGACGACGCAUCUUGGUGGGUGUGGCGAGGCUUUGUAGAGACGGCGACCAGACUGGAAAACUAUCGUAUUGGUCGUGUCUUCUGCGCAUAUUGGUAGUGGCGACGCGUCAUGAUCGUGGGAAAGAAAGCUGCCGUAGCGUCGUCUGGUGCUGAAACUCACUGUGUGGCCGUAACCAACGAGUCCUGAUGAUGAUCACUUGAACAACUUAUGAUGAUGAAGUCCUUUCCAAAAACUGAAGCUUUCGGAAUUUGUUUAAUAAAUACUUUGAUGAAUGUAAAGGCAACUAUUUAGAAAGUGUCCAUACUUAUAUUUACUGAAUAACCCAUUCAACUGCCUCCAUCAGCAAGUAAUGCGGUUGUGGAUGGAGGUAAUUCAUAAGAUAAAUACGAGUAUAAACCAAUGGAAGAAAAGUUGUAAACAGCUUUUAUCAAAUUCAGCAACAUGCAUAAAAUACCAACUGUUAGUAUAUUAUUAGAGUGGAUCUAUCCCUCACACUACUCCAAGAGAUCAAGAUAACACUACUGAAACAUUUAAAAGAGUUAUGACUACUAUUUGUCCUCAUCUACCGGGUUUGUUAUGUUGUAAUAUCAUAUGUAUUCUGCGAAGAACCUCUGCAUUUCUGAGCCUCAAAGGUGGAUCGAUUUUGUUUUGAAUAUAAUGUGUGUGUGUGUGCGUGCGUGUGUGUGUGUGUGUGUGUGUGUGCGUGCGUGUGUGUGUGUGUGUGUGUGUGUGUGUGUGUGUGUGUGUGUGUGUGUGUGUGUGUGUGUGUGUGUGUGUGUGUGUGUGUACAAAGACAUUUGAAGUGUGUUUAUGGUCUACCAAAAUCAGCAUCACACUGACUUUAAAGCAGUGAACUGAACCUUAAUAUAAACACAAACUUAUAUCUAUGACCAGUACAGGUGUUCAGAGUUGUCAUGGCACUGAUUUUUGAGUCCAUAAACAUAUCAUGAAUAUACACACACACACACACACACACACACACACACACACACACACACACAAGGUCCAAAACAGUCUCGUAUCACAUCUUCAACCCUUAGCUACUAUAUCAGUAUCACAUAGCCGCAUCCAAAAGAAACACUCGUUCAUAUUCCUCAUAGGUCGUUUAAGCUCUCUUUUACCUUGGAAUGAUUACAGAAAGAAACAAAAUAUUUUACAGUUAGAGGAAUGAGUACAUUUAUGUGAUGGUGUCAAAGUAAUGUAUAUGAUUUAAGAGUGAGAGUCAUGCCUCAAUAAGCUGUCUCUAUGUGGUGAAGUUUGAAUUAUUUUGAGGUGAAUAAAAUUGCAUUAAUA
Molecule: messenger RNA, 5060 nt
Organism: Homarus americanus (American lobster)
Lineage: Eukaryota; Metazoa; Arthropoda; Malacostraca; Decapoda; Nephropidae
Product: fibroin heavy chain-like
Exons: 9
Coding region: 113-3748 (1211 amino acids)
Cellular component (GO): extracellular region
Molecular function (GO): peptidase inhibitor activity
Source: RefSeq, a predicted model, not a curated record